Messenger RNA from Ictalurus punctatus (channel catfish), 4554 nucleotides. RefSeq names its product catenin (cadherin-associated protein), alpha 2 (gene ctnna2). Gene Ontology annotation, molecular function: structural molecule activity; beta-catenin binding; actin filament binding. The coding region runs from base 321 to 3038 and encodes 905 amino acids. Lineage: Eukaryota; Metazoa; Chordata; Actinopteri; Siluriformes; Ictaluridae. The transcript has 18 exons. The record is from RefSeq and is a predicted model, not a curated record. Gene Ontology annotation, cellular component: adherens junction; catenin complex; actin cytoskeleton. Gene Ontology annotation, biological process: cell migration; cell-cell adhesion.
ACGCGCACCGUGCACGCGCUCUCGGCACCUGCUUUUCUGGAGAAGGGUGUCAUUAUUUGGCAGGGAGCGGCACCGGAGGCACGAGCAGAGCGUUUCCUCCCUCAGAACCUCAACGAGAAACGGCGUGGAUUCGGUUUUUCCAGAGCAGCAGCACCGCAGCCCGCAGGAGGAGGAUUUUAUUCAGAGUUUCCGGCGCUCGGACAUCGGCGUGCUGCUAUUCCGAGGAGGAGUGUUUUAUUCUGUCUUCUUUAUUUCUUUCUCUCCUCUCCUAUUUCUGAAGGAAUAACCGCGCGCGCGCUCAUCUCAUCUCGGAAGCAAUCAUGACGAGCGCUACGUCCCCCAUCCUGCUGAAAUGGGACCCUAAGAGUCUGGAGAUCCGCACCCUGACUGUGGAGAGGCUGCUGGAGCCGCUGGUCACGCAGGUGACCACUUUGGUGAACACCAGUAACAAAGGACCAUCCAGUAAGAAGAAGGGUCGCUCUAAGAAGGCACACGUCCUGGCCAUGUCUGUCGAGCAGGCCACGCAGAACUUCCUGGAGAAGGGUGAGCAGAUCGCAAAGGACAGCCAGGACCUGAAAGAGGAGCUCAUCACUGCUGUGGAGGAAGUCCGUAAGCAAGGUGAGAGUAUGCGUGUGGCCUCCUCAGAGUUUGCAGAUGAUCCGUGUUCUUCGGUGAAGAGAGGAACGAUGGUUCGAGCUGCUCGCGCUCUCCUCUCCGCCGUCACUCGCCUCCUCAUCCUCGCGGACAUGGCCGACGUCAUGAGACUCCUCGCUCACCUCAAAAUCGUGGAGGACGCUCUCGAGGCGGUGAAGAACGCCACCAAUGAGCAGGACCUCGCUAACCGGUUUAAGGAGUUUGGGAAAGAGAUGGUGAAGCUGAACUACGUCGCCGCUCGCAGACAGCAGGAGCUGAAGGAUCCUCAGUGUCGGGACGAGAUGGCGGCGGCUCGCGGGGCUCUGAAGAAAAACGCCACCAUGCUGUACACGGCGUCUCAGGCCUUCCUGCGGCACCCGGACGUAGCGGCCACUCGCGCUAACCGCGACUACGUCUUCAAACAGGUCCAGGAGGCCAUCGGGGGAAUCUCCAGCGCCGCCCAGGCCACGUCCCCCACCGAGGAGAAGCACGGCCACGCCGGCAUCGGAGAGCUCGCCGCCGCCCUCAACGAAUUCGACAAUAAAAUCAUCCUGGACCCGCUGACGUUCAGCGAGGCUCGUUUCCGACCUUCUCUGGAGGAGCGUCUGGAGAGCAUCAUCAGCGGCGCCGCCCUCAUGGCCGACUCGUCGUGCACGCGCGACGACCGCCGCGAGCGCAUCGUGGCCGAGUGCAACGCCGUCCGUCAGGCGCUACAAGACCUGCUGAGCGAGUACAUGAACAACACGGGAAGGAAAGAGAGAGGUGACCCACUGAACUCUGCCAUUGAUAAGAUGACUAAGAAGACCCGAGACCUGCGCCGACAGCUGAGGAAAGCAGUGAUGGACCAUAUCUCUGAUUCCUUCCUGGAGACUAAUGUACCUCUACUGGUCCUCAUUGAAGCAGCCAAGAGUGGCAAUGAAAAGGAGGUGAAGGAGUACGCCCAGGUCUUCCGCGAGCACGCCAACAAACUGGUUGAGGUGGCUAACCUGGCUUGUUCCAUCUCCAACAAUGAGGAAGGGGUGAAGCUGGUGCGCAUGGCCGCUACACAGAUUGACAGCCUGUGUCCUCAGGUGAUCAACGCUGCCCUGACGCUGGCGGCUCGUCCCCAGAGCAAGGUGGCUCAGGACAACAUGGAUGUGUUUAAAGACCAAUGGGAGAAGCAGGUGCGCAUUCUGACCGAGGCUGUGGAUGACAUCACCUCUGUCGAUGACUUCCUGUCUGUGUCAGAGAACCACAUCCUGGAGGAUGUGAACAAGUGUGUGAUAGCUCUCCAGGAGGGGGAUGUGGACACGCUGGACAGGACAGCGGGGGCGAUCAGAGGUCGCGCAGCUCGUGUGGUCCAUAUCAUCAACGCCGAGAUGGAGAACUACGAGCCGGGCGUGUACACUGAGCGAGUCCUGGAGUCCAUCAAGCUGCUGUCUGAAACCGUGAUGCCCCGCUUCGCCGAGCAAGUGGAGGUCGCCAUUGAAGCUCUGAGCACCAGCCCGCCUCAGCCCUUCGAGGAGAAUGAGUUCAUUGAUGCUUCACGUCUGGUCUACGACGGUGUGCGUGACAUCAGAAAAGCCGUCCUCAUGAUACGGACCCCUGAAGAGCUGGAGGAUGAUUCUGACUUUGAGCAGGAAGACUAUGACACACGUAGCCGUACCAGCGUCCAGACCGAAGACGACCAGCUCAUUGCCGGCCAGAGUGCAAGGGCCAUCAUGGCCCAGCUCCCACAGGAGGAAAAGGCGAAGAUCGCUGAGCAGGUGGAAAGCUUCCGGCAGGAGAAGAGCAAGCUAGACGCCGAGGUGGCCAAGUGGGACGACAACGGCAAUGAUAUCAUCGUGCUGGCCAAGCAGAUGUGCAUGAUAAUGAUGGAGAUGACAGAUUUCACCAGGGGAAAAGGCCCACUGAAGAACUCAUCUGAUGUGAUCAAUGCUGCCAAGAAGAUCGCAGAGGCCGGAUCCAGAAUGGACAAACUGGCCCGGGCUGUGGCCGACCAGUGUCCUGAUUCAGCUUGCAAGCAGGACCUGCUGGCUUACCUGCAGAGAAUUGCCCUCUACUGCCACCAGCUCAACAUCUGCAGCAAAGUGAAAGCCGAAGUCCAGAACCUCGGAGGAGAGCUCAUCGUCUCAGGGCUGGACAGUGCUACAUCCCUCAUCCAGGCGGCCAAAAAUCUGAUGAAUGCCGUGGUCCUGACUGUCAAGGCCUCAUAUGUGGCUUCUACCAAGUACCAAAAGGUGUAUGGAACAGCAGCAGUCAAUUCUCCCGUAGUGUCAUGGCGCAUGAAGGUUCCGGAGAAGAAGCCACUUGUGAAGAGGGAGAAGCCUGAGGAGUGUCAGACCCGUGUGCGCCGAGGCUCGCAGAAGAAACACAUCUCACCUGUCCAAGCCCUCAGCGAGUUCAAGGCCAUGGACUCUUUUUAAUUCUACAGGUGACAAGUGAAAAGUUCCAAGGAUCCAACCCUUCAAACUCUUCAAAUUCCUCCUGACUUUUCCCUCUAUCUCUAUUCUUUCUUGCCCGUCUCCUGUUUGCAGCGUCCUAUAUCCCGUUCCACAUAGAGGCAAAGGUGUUGCUGUGGAUACACUCAAUUUUCUUUCUGGACAACAAAGUGCAUUGCACCACAAAUCCGAGACAUGUGGAGGAGAGGGGCAUGUGUUUACUCUUGGAGCUUCAGUGCCAUUCCUGUGGUGUUUCUUAGUUACCAGUGUUUACUACUGACUAGCCUGACUAGCCAUAUUUACACAGAUACUUCUGCUGACAUCCCUGCAUGGCCACAACUUAAAUAAGGCAUAAGAAUGAGAUAAUUAAGUCAAGGGAACAAGAUAAAUAAGUCAUGGUCAUGACUUGGUAACAAGAGAAAAUGAGAUAGUUACAUCAUGGUAACAACUGCAUAACUCAAGGGAAUAAGAUAAUUAUGUUGUUGCCUUGUUCUCUCAAGUCGUGGUCAUGACUUACUAAUCUCAUUCCCUCUUGUUAUGGCCAUGGCUUACUUAUCUCGUUCUCUCAAGUUACAAAAUAACGGCCAUGACUUAAUUAUCUUGUUCUCUCGAGUUAAGAUGUUGUGGCCUUGACCUAAUUAUCUCAUUCUAUCAAGUUCCAAAUCCAUUGUAUUGGCUUUAUUAUCUCCUCCUUUCAUGUUACAAAGUCAUAGCUAUGACUGAAUUAUCUCACUCUCACAAGUUACGUUGUCAUGGUCACAACUUAAUUAUCUCAUUCCCUUGAGGUACCAAGUCAUGGCCAUGACUUAAUUUUCUUAUUCUCUAAAGUUCCAUAGUUGUGGUCACACCUUAAUAAUCUCGUUACCUCAUGUUACAAAUUCAUGGCCAUGACUUUAAGUCAUUCUUUCAAGUAAGAAAGUUGUGGUCAUGACUUAAUUAUCUCAUUUCUUCAUGUUACAAAUUCAUGGCUAUGACUUAUUUAUCUUGUUCUCUUGAGUUAUGAAUUUAUGGCAUCAACUUAGUUAUCUCGUUCUGUCAAGUUCUUAAUUCUUAAUUCUUUCAUUCCCUUGCGUUAUGAAGUUGUGGCCAUGACUUAAUUAUCUUGUUCUCUCAAUUUUUUUUAAAUAGGGAUGUCACAGGAAAGAAAAUAAUAUAUGGUGCCGUAGUCGACAGCUCUAACUUUUGAAGCAUCCUGAAGCUCCUAACUUUGACUGAACUUUUGAAACUCAGUAUGGCUUGUAGUGUUAGAAAUAAGUUUAAAAAAAAUUAUUUGUCCCCAUGAUCAAUGAUCCACAUAUUCCACAUGGUGACAUGACGUACAAGGUUUUGCCAUUUUAUUUAAUUAUUAUUGCAUCACUAACUAUUACAGCCUGGUUGGCCAUGGUGUUGAAAAUGAUACUAGAAAUGGACCCAGUUGACUAGUUGUGUGGUUUGCGCAGAGAAUAAGUAGAAUCCUGCAUAUCUUUAUAGUCACAGUUCUCUAAUAAACCUUGCAACUGUG